AUGUUGCGUGCCAAACACAUGGGAUUUAAGAGUGUACGUCGGGUAGAAGUAAAGGCGGAGACAACGACACCAGGAGAGCUACGCGCCACCACAGACGCUUCAGGCGCUCGUGUGAGUGCGUCUCGCGGUCGUCGCACGUUACCUAAGCUGGAAUUCACAGUAGAUGAAGACGGCGCUGUGCUGCAUGGUCCACAGCGCGGUUCCUAUCCUUUCUUUGGCACAUCCAGUACUAAUUCAAAUGCCGUCACGCAAACCGACGCACCGUUCCACACGGCGCUGGAACGCGACCUGGCCGCGAGUUUUCAGGCACUUCACAUGCGCGACUUUCCUGCACCUCGUGAGGAAGAAGCGACUGAGCUAGUAAUCGAGCAACCAAAUAAUCAGGAAAGCACAGGAGCUAUACCCACGCCAAUGAAAGAUUGCGUACUGAACGAUACACGCGCUACGACACUUGCCUUAAAAUUUGAUAAUUCGGUGGGAAAAUUUGUAUGUGGAUCAUCCAUUGAACGCUUUUCCGGUCAUACUGGUGUAUGCAAAGUAUUGGGAAGUAAAAAAUAUCCUGUUAGUGGUCAUAGCUUAUGUCUGGGUGAUCUAUUACGAAUUGGAUCGGUUGGACUAGUAGUCUGUGAAAUUAAUCGCACAACGAGUGAAGAGACGGAAGAAGCACUGACAAAAGUCCAGUAUGAAUUUAUAAAGGACAAUUAUUUGAGUCUUCCAUUACAACAGACGUUUCACCCAACUGAACGAUCGCCCGACUUUGAAAAUAGUGGCGAACGCGAUAAAGAUGACGAACAGAUUUUACGGGUCGGGGGUGAUACAUCCGACGAAGGUGAAUCUGAAGAGGAUAAGGAUCGAAAGGCACGAACGAAAACAAGUGGCGAUGGAGACGAAUCUGCUACGAUGCAACACAAUAAUUUACCGCUGGGUGUUGCAGGCACGACAGCGAAACGCUUUUGUUACAUUUGCUACGAUGGGGACGAAGAUGCUGACAAUAAUCCGCUAGUUGCUCCAUGUCACUGCAAAGGCGACACAAAAUACGUGCAUCUCGACUGUCUUCAGCGCUGGAAUAAUAAUCUGGAUGCCGAUGGAGAGAAUCCGAAUCAAAGAGUGUGUGCAGUCACCAAUACGGAUGGUUUGGAUGUAUGUAGUAUCUGCAAAGCAACGUACUUGACGAGCGUUCGAUUGGACGACGGUCGCCUCGUAUCAUUGCUUGCGAAAAAGUUGGCACCGCCGUACGUUACCUUUGCAGUUGUCACUCAACACGAGACGCGAAAUCGAUCGACGGCACUGACAAACACGCGAUUUCAACUGAGUUUUGCCAACAUGCCACGGAACCAGCAAUUUUUGACUAUUGGCCGGUCAACGACAAAUAACAUGACGCUGCGUUAUCGUACAGUAUCGCAACUUCAUGCCAAGGUGAAAUAUCAGGAUAACCACUUUAUACUGUAUGAUGCGGCCAGUUCGAAUGGGACUAUGUUGUUUCUAAGCAAGCCGUUGGAACUGGAGUGGGGCAAGGCUAUGCAUGUGAAGAUUGGACGAACGAUAUUGACUCUUAAAGCCAAGAAGAAAUGGAAAUGGGCAGGGACUUCGGGUGAUGAAGAGGAAGAAGAGAGCGGAUGCGUGUCUUCUCCACGAGCUGGUGCAUCAAAUGGAACCGGCGGAGGCUUUGAACAUCGACUUUCAGGUUCGGUUUUGGCACCAAGAGGAAACGGAUUUGAUAUGAUUCGCAGUAUUAACGAUCCGAGCGCUGAGCUUGUGGCUACUCCUACCCCUCCUAAUACGCUAGCGUCAAGACCAAUGCGUCAACGCUCACUUUCCAGCACCGGCUCAAUGCUACGUGGAGAUGGCAGCGCUGACGCGUUGCUGGUUCCUUCCGCGUUUCAGGAUGAGCUUAUGGCUAGUACUUUUGCGACGCAGAAUUUUCGUGAAUCGGCGGUCGUAAGCUUUCGCGACUUUGCUGCCGAGAAUGCAUCACUCUCAUUGACAUCUCGAAUUGUCAGUGACGAGACUGUAUCGACUCAAACACGUCCAGAGCUUCUUGUGUCACAUGGAUUGUACGAUCAGAUUGCGAUGAAUUCGACAGAGCGUGCCAUGCACCAAGAUUAA
Messenger RNA from Plasmopara halstedii, 2106 nucleotides. Its product is annotated as fha domain protein. Bases 1 to 2106 code for a protein of 701 amino acids. NCBI's taxonomy places the organism in Eukaryota, Oomycota, Peronosporomycetes, Peronosporales, Peronosporaceae. Gene Ontology annotation, molecular function: zinc ion binding; protein binding. The transcript has 4 exons. The record is from RefSeq and is a predicted model, not a curated record.